AUGAGCUCUGACCGUGACACAGACUCCGACUCUGAUUACACGGAUAGUGAUAAAACGUCACUCAGAACCUCUCGUGGACGCUGUCAAUGCUCGUGUAGGCAGAAUGUUCCGAUCGAUGUUCGUUGUCGGAUUCAUGCCGUUAAGUUGAGAGGUCAAAGUUCAGCUUUAAAGCUUCUAGCUCACGUAUUUGGUCGCGGUCUAAAAAUAGAGGACAUUUGUCAUAUUCAUCUUCGGCGGCUGGCCGGUGGUCUCGGGCUGAAAACGAACUUCUCAGGAAGCCUUUUGCGCGACCGCCUGGCGAGAGUAUAUGAGAAUCGAAAAGACAUUCGGGUUUUGACGACUGGCAACAAUACUUUCUCCUGGUUCCGACGUGAUUCACGUCCCGUAAGGGAAGAAGAUCUUCUCAGCGCAUAUCGGUUCUCGUCAAUCCCUGUAAAAACGUUCAGCUUUGACGCAAGGGCCGUGUUUGGCCGCUUCCUUGGCAGAGAUGCGGAUGGCAUUCAAGAGGCCUGGCAUUCUAAUGGGUCGAUUACCGUCCCAGGGAUAUUUCGCUGGUGGUGGGAAAGCCAAUCUGGUCUCAUCGCGAAAAUCGUCCAAGAUGAAUUCGACAUGUACGAUCAUCAUCUUCAAGCUUCAAAUGGGAAGCCUAAUUAUGGGUGGUUGCGCAACAUGUUCCAUUCGUUAGCACAGCAGCUGAUGCGACAAGAUCCCGUUUAUUAUGCCCUCUACUGCGCUCUUCGUCCAGACCAAGCUUGGCGUCUGAUCAGUUAUCCUUAUUACACCAAGUACGCUCGUCAGAACGAUUCCACUUAUUUUCGCCACAUUGAUAUUAACAUACCUCGAUGGAUUGAGACGGGCGUGGGGGGAAACUUGAUCCAGGGCAGCAUGUCCCUGGAUGAUGAAGAUGAGCUAAACACGACAGAGCUGUUGAUGGGUAUGCAUCAUCACCUGCAUACCUGGUGGGCCCUCGUUGAGGAACGCGGUCUUUCGGUUCGAGCUCCAGUAAUUCGAAUCACAGAUGCAAUGUAUACGGCGGAGGAUCAGGAUCGGUUUGGUUGUCGCUGGACCGCUCAACCCUGCAAAGCUGGUGACGUUCGCAUUACCUCGCCCCUGCUUCCACAUGGAAGCACCGGCCCUGCCACCCGCCGUCGAAGGACCAUGCUUCCUUGGUUCGUCGCGAUAGGUGACGAUCAUCUUACUCUUGAUGUGCAAGAAUCAGGAACGUGGGAAGAUCUCGCAGCUGCACAUCGUAACCUUGAAUGUGCCCCGCGUACGCCGUCAGGUAAGCCGGUCCUAUAUGCAAAAGCGCCAUACCGCUUUCCCGCGGCUACAGAAUUGAUGAACCUAGGCGCUCUAUCAGACGCUUUGGUUGGCCGCAGGCAAUGGACGUCCCCCGCGGUGAUGGCUGAACGUGAUCUGGUACUGGGACGAGAUGAUAAGGCCGCGCUGGCCUACGUGGAGAAUUGGCGGAAGAAUGCGCUCCUGUCGUUUUCCCAAGCUUGGUCGUUAGUUGUUGCAGCAGAAAAGGCCAGAUUUGGGACUCAGUCUUACUUUUAUUGUCGGGAUCAUGAUGUCGAGCCCGUGAGCGGCUGA
This is a messenger RNA of Xylona heveae TC161, 1593 nucleotides long. RefSeq lists its product as hypothetical. The transcript has a single exon. The record is from RefSeq and is a predicted model, not a curated record. Lineage: Eukaryota; Fungi; Ascomycota; Xylonomycetes; Xylonales; Xylonaceae. Bases 1 to 1593 code for a protein of 530 amino acids.